AACCCUUUCAAAGAAAAUAAUAUUGAAAUAAUGAAGCAGUCACUUCUUUCCAUCUUAAUACUUCUACUAUCAUCAUCAUUUGCACCCAUCCAAGCCCGCGAAAAACCACAGUCGGCAAAGUCUCCUUCACCCAUAGCUGCUCCAGCGCCAGGACCGUCAAAUUCUGAUUGCUCCAGCAUUAUAUAUGACAUGAUGGAUUGUCUCUCGUACCUUACCCCUGGAUCAAAUGAUACCAAGCCCACAAAAGUUUGUUGUGGGGGAAUUCUAUCUGUUCUGCAGUUUAACCCUAAGUGUAUUUGUGUUGGUUUAGAAAGUAGCAAAACUAUGGGGUUUGCAGUGAAUAACACUAGAGCUCGGGCCAUGCCUACGACUUGCAACCUCCACAUUGUUGCUCCUCAUUGCGCGAUACUGGACGAGGCUACACCGGCUGCAUCUAUUGCUGGUAUGUCUCCGGUUUCUCCAUCGGCUGGAACAGCUGUGGCUUCGCCAUCUUCGGUCGGGUCACCAACAUCUACACCAUCUUUAGCUGAGUCGCCUGUCAUGACUGCACCGUCUCCCUCAAGUUCUGCUACCAACUACCUCUCAGUUUCAACGCUGACCCUCGUUUCCGUUAUAUUUUCUUCUGUAAUGUAUAUUUCGAUUUUUUAAAUUAAUUAAAACUUCACCUCGUUUUCAUAUAUAUUUCUACUGAGUUGGAAUUUUUAUGGUUGUCAUUCGAAGACACAUGGUGUU
This is a messenger RNA of Raphanus sativus (radish), 732 nucleotides long. Its product is annotated as non-specific lipid transfer protein GPI-anchored 4-like. The record is from RefSeq and is a predicted model, not a curated record. Gene Ontology annotation, molecular function: lipid binding. The coding region runs from base 31 to 648 and encodes 205 amino acids. NCBI's taxonomy places the organism in Eukaryota, Viridiplantae, Streptophyta, Magnoliopsida, Brassicales, Brassicaceae. Gene Ontology annotation, biological process: lipid transport. The transcript has 3 exons.